Molecule: messenger RNA, 756 nt
Organism: Uncinocarpus reesii 1704
Lineage: Eukaryota; Fungi; Ascomycota; Eurotiomycetes; Onygenales; Onygenaceae
Exons: 6
Coding region: 1-756 (251 amino acids)
Biological process (GO): protein localization to microtubule plus-end; regulation of microtubule polymerization or depolymerization; spindle assembly
Cellular component (GO): cytoplasmic microtubule; microtubule organizing center; microtubule plus-end
Molecular function (GO): microtubule plus-end binding
Source: RefSeq, a predicted model, not a curated record
AUGGGUGAAUCCAGACAAGAGUUGCUGGCCUGGUUGAACAACCUGCUGCAGCUAAAUGUGACCAAAGUCGAGCAAUGCGGCACCGGGGCGGCAUAUUGCCAGAUUUAUGACUCGGUAUUCAAGCUAACCAAUGGGCUAGUGGAUGUGCCAAUGUCCAGAGUCAAGUUCAACGUCAACACUGAAUACGCCUAUAUCCAGAAUUUCAAGAUCUUGCAGAACGUGUUCAACAAACAUCAGAUAGACCGCCCAGUUCCUGUUGAAGCGCUCAUCAAAUGCCGUAUGCAGGAUAACCUCGACUUUCUCCAGUUCACCAAGAGAUUCUGGGACCAGAACUACCCGGGCGGCGAUUACGACGCUGUGAGUCGACGAAAAGGCGCCGGCCCACCUCCGGCCUCCUCCACUUCAUCCCGACCUGGAGCGACAUCCGCUACUGGUGCUCGUCGAGGCGCAACCCCCACUACCGCUGGCACUCGCUCAAGAGUUGGCGGUGCUUCAGCGAACACGGCCGCAUUGACGCAAGAAAUCAACGCGCAGAAAGAAGCGAUCGCCGGCUUGGAGAAGGAGCGAGAUUUCUACUUUGCCAAACUCCGUGAUAUUGAGCUUUUGCUGCAGCAAGCCGUCGAAGCGGACCCUGAAUUGGAAAAGGAGGAGGAUUCUCUGGUGAAGCACAUUCAGGCCAUUCUGUAUUCGACAGAGGACGGGUUUGAGAUCCCAGCAGAAGCCGAGGCAGCUGGGGAUGAGUUGGAGACUUUUUGA